UUAUUUUCCAGCCAUUACCAUAUGCCUGUCCUCCCCAAUUAAGGUGUCACCAACCUCCUGUCGCCUAUGUAUAAUACACUGGUAGCAUAGUGUACCCUACUCUACCCUAUUACGCACUUUUGGAUGUAGCUGAAAUUUUACACGUUCUUCAUUCAGCAAUUUUCCAUGUUUUACAACAAUAACACUUAUUGUGGAGUAGUUUGUCAUAAUGGACAAAUAUAUUUUACACAGGCACUAAGCAGGCAGCCCUGGUCUGUCACCUCCAAUAAGUUGUUCAGAGAACUCGGCACUUUGAGGGACUGAACGCAUUCUAAAUGGAGCAGAGAUAUUGGAGAUAAAAAAAACUUAAAUAGCUAACCAUCCAAUACAAUUUUAAGUGGGAGUGUGGUGAGCGGCCGUGAUGGGUGACACGGAGCUGGGUCUGUCUGCUGUACAGCCAGAGGAACUAGAACCGCAGAGCCCCUCCACAGCCUCCUCCUCUCCCUCACUCUCUCUGCCCUCCUCCCCUUCCUCUGGAUCCUACCACUAUCAGCAGACCACCAGUCCCAGCCCCACUCACAGCGAUGGUCCAGCCGCCUCCAGCCCACCCCUGGAUGUCAUCUCAGAGGGCGUGGGCGAGCUGACCCUGGUCAUCGAUCCCGAGGUGGCCAAGAUGGCCUGCCAGGAGGUGCUGCAGAAGGUGAAGUUUCUCAAGGAAAGUGAGGGGUCAGGUCCUGGGUCUGAUGGUGGCAAUAGCACAGACCAAACACUGGUCAACGGGACUGUACAUACAGAGCCUAUCAAGCCCCCAAAAAUCCGGGAGGAGGACUCUGAGGCACUGCCUCCAGGCUCGGUGAAAAGCGCGCGGCGGCGCCAGCGCCACAACCCCUCCAAGCAGUCGUGGCUGCUGCGGCUGUUUGAGUCCAAACUCUUUGACGUGUCAAUGGCCAUCUCCUAUCUACACAACUCCAAGGAGCCGGGUGUGCAGGCCUACAUCGGCAACCGUCUGUUCAGCUUCCGCCACGAGGAGGUGGACUUCUACCUGCCGCAGCUGCUCAACAUGUACAUCCACAUGGACGAGGACGUGGGAGACGCCAUCAAGCCCUACGUGGUGCACCGCUGCCGUCAGAGUAUCUCCUUCUCGCUGCAGUGCGCCUGGCUGCUGGGCGCCUACUCCUCCGACAUGCACAUCUCCACACAGCGACACUCGCGCGGCACCAAGCUACGCAAACUCAUCUUCUCCGACGAACUCAAACCAGCUGCAGUCCGUGCCCGCCAGCCACUGACGUUGGCCCCUUUCUGCCCACUUCCGACCGCUGCACCAUCCCUGCACGGGCACGGCUUGGGCGGAGAGCACGGUCUGUCGCCUACUAAGCGCACGCAUCAGCGCUCCAAGUCGGACGCCACGGUCAGCAUCAGCCUGAGCAGCAACCUGAAGAGGACAGCGAGCAACCCCAAGGUGGAGAGCAACCAGGACGAGCCGGCGCGUCUGGCACCGCAGAGAGAGUUCAUCAAGUCCCAUGGCAUUGGGAAGCGGCUGGCCACGCUGCCCACUAAGGAGCAGAAGACGUCCCGGCUCAUCUCGGAGCUUUCGCUGCUCAACCACAAGCUGCCCGCCCGCGUCUGGCUGCCCACCGCCGCCUUCGACCACCACGUGGUGCGCGUCCCUCACACACAGGCUGUGGUGCUCAACUCCAAAGACAAGGCGCCGUACCUCAUCUAUGUGGAGGUUCUGGAGUGUGAGGACUUUGAGACGUACGUUCCGGUGCGGAUCUCCGAGAGGAUCCGCAGCACGCGCUCAGUGGAGAACCUUCCGGACUGCGGCAUCACGGCAGAUCAGCGAGCCGGGGGCUUCUCAACGGUUCACAACUACGAUGAGGAUAACGAAGCCUGGUCUGUGGACGACAUCGAUCUGCAGGUGGAGCUCCCAGAGUUCCACACCAACAGCUGUGACAACAUCUCCCAGUUCUCAGUGGACAGCAUCACCAGCCUGGACAGCAAGGAGCCCAUCUUCAUCGCUGCUGGAGACAUCAGGCGGCGUCUCUCAGAGCAGCUAGCUCACACACCCACCACAUUCAAACGGGACCCAGAGGACCCUUCAGCAGUGGCCCUCAAGGAGCCGUGGCAGGAGAAGGUUCAGCGGAUAAGGGAGGGCUCCCCAUAUGGACACAUCCCUACCUGGAGGUUGUUGUCAGUCAUCGUCAAGUGUGGCGACGACCUUCGGCAAGAGCUCCUGGCCUCUCAAGUGCUGCAGCAGCUCCAGAUCAUCUGGGAACAGGAGCGCGUGCCUAUCUGGAUCAAACCCUACAAGAUCCUGGUGAUCUCCUCUGACAGCGGCAUGAUUGAACCCAUAGUCAACGCAGUGUCCAUCCACCAGGUGAGUGGCUCAGAAAG
This is a messenger RNA of Oncorhynchus mykiss (rainbow trout), 2373 nucleotides long. The record is from RefSeq and is a predicted model, not a curated record. NCBI's taxonomy places the organism in Eukaryota, Metazoa, Chordata, Actinopteri, Salmoniformes, Salmonidae.